Messenger RNA from Cannabis sativa, 3226 nucleotides. RefSeq lists its product as uncharacterized. Bases 1994 to 3202 code for a protein of 402 amino acids. The transcript is spliced from 2 exons. The record is from RefSeq and is a predicted model, not a curated record. Lineage: Eukaryota; Viridiplantae; Streptophyta; Magnoliopsida; Rosales; Cannabaceae.
CAAAAAGAUAUAUAUUGUUAAAAAAAAAAAAAAAAUCGUAUAGCUAAUUUUAUUGCUCAAACAGAAAAUUUGUAUAAUUUUAGAAUUUAAAUUUUUAAAAUUAAGUUUACUUUCGUUAAAAGAAUAAUUUAUUAAAUGAAUAUAAAAACAUUUAAUAUAAUUUAUUUAUUAAUAUUUGAAAAAUCAUUAAUCUUUUUUUUUUCUUUUCGUUUUUUAACAAAAAGUAAUAAUUACUCUCAAAAUAAAAAAAAACAAAUAGAUUCAUACGUAUUAAGUUAUUAGAUUUUUAUUUCAAAAAAAUAGUUAUUAUUAGAUUUUUGUUUAAAAAAAGUUAUUAUUCAAAAAAGAAAAAUUUGCAGCAAAAUAUUUAUUUUGUUCCAUUUAUUGCUAUUAAAUGCUCAAAAUUUAAAAUUUGUGACAAAAAUACUCAAACUCUCAUAUUUUAUUAUGGUAAUUUGAUUGCAGCUAAACUCGCUGAACUUUAAAGUUUGGCACGGUCAAAUUCCUAAUCUGAAAAAGUUAUGUCUAAAUUUUUUAAUCUCUACAAUCAUUUUAUUAUGUAGUCUUUUGGCUUACUGUAUACGCACAUGGUGAAAUUUCAUCGGUCCAUUUUUUUGUAUAUUUUAAAUUAUUUUUUUUUUCUAAAUAAAAGAUAUUUAUUGAAUGAAAAAACUAGAUCUGUAAAGUGAAUACAGAAAUGAAUUUCUCUAUGAAAUUGCAGAAGGGACAAACCAAAGCAAGAAUUAGAAAUACAAAUAUAUUGGAAAUAAGACAAUCUUUUGCGUAGUAUCACUUCUUAUAUGUAUAUGACAUUAGAAGUAUCACCUCUUAAACUUUAAUGAAGCUCAAAUCUAACACAAAGACACAACACCAACCAUGGAUCUUUGUUGAUUAACAAAUGAUUCAAAAAUUAUUUUCCUGAAAUAAUAAACAAAAUUAAAUCUUUGAUUUUUUUUCUUUCAUUGUCAUGAGCGUCUGAUCUCUGACAACAAAAAUCAUGAGUCUUCAUCAUUAAAACCGGUAGCGGCCGCAUCGCCCGGAACAACUACAAAGCCAAAGCCACCUGAAAACAACGGUGGAGCAAGUCACGAAGAUUAUUAGCAUAGUCCCUUCUCUAAUCAUCAUUAUCAUCAAAUUCAGUGACGGACCCAAAAUUUUUACUUUGUGGGGGCUUAUUUAUCAUUAAAAAAUAUUUAUACAUAUAUUAUAAUCAUUUUUACUAGUUUUAUUUAAUUUUAUGGGGAGUUUUUCUAUUAUUUUGGUCUAUAAUUAUCAAAUUAAAAAAAUUACAUUUAAUUUUUUUAAAAGCAAUAUUUUUGUUAGUGGGGACUAUAGCCCUCACAUUGUUACUUGUGGGUCCGUCCCUGAUCAAAUUCCAUUAUGUUUUGGGCAAUGUGUCAGUGGUGCAAGAUGGAAAAUGAGUGUUUUAGAUUGAACUUAAAAAAAUAAUAUCCAACAACCUAUUAAACAAUGAAACUAAACAUUCCAAAGACGUAAUAGGAAAUUGUCCAACCAAACAAGAUAUUCAUCCAUCAAUUAAUCUAGGAAAAUUUACAUUUGGAGCCUUUAUUUUGAUCUAAUUUCCUUUUUUGCCGUGAUCUAUUAUAUUGGGUAAGUUUACCGUUUUUUAUUACCGUUUUAUAUUUAAUUAUCAUUUAUUGAGCCACGCGUUUCCCAAGUGACGUCAGACCAAGUGUUGUCACUUCUUAUCCAUCAUCCCACGUCUUGCAUCUCACGCGCGUCAGGGGUAUCACGUUUUUUGAUAUUCAUGAUAAUUGCUCCCUAUUUUGUAGACUUGUAAGUAUAUUGUCUAGUUAGAGGGAGGGAGCGGUUUAUAGGGUUUUUUAGUGGGUUUCUUUUUUUCAAGUUGAGAAAUUUCUAGUGUGGGUAUUUUUUAGAGAGAGUUUUGAAAUUCAAAAUUUCUCUCUAUUUAGUGUGGCAGUUUCAUAGAGGGUUAUUCAUUUGAAACUUUCUCAAAAAAAUCUGAUUGUAAAUGGUUAAUACUCGUUCUUCCCUUUCUCCAUCUGGUUCAUCGAAGCUUCUUCUUGACAAGUUAAAAAUGAAGAAAACGAUUUCUGAAGAUGACAAUGAAGAUCUUUCUGGUGGUUCUGAGGGCUCUGGUGAUGUUUCUGUUAAGGAAGUGAAGAGGAAGCAAUAUAAUCGUGGAAACAAGAAGGUUACUGACGAUCGGCCUUUGAAAAAAUUGAAACAAGUUGUUGAAUAUGAUGAGGACUUCUACGACAGUGAUGAUCUAGAAGUUGAGAACAAUGAAUCGAUGAAGGAGUGGGAGUUAUAUUUCAAGCAUGAGGAUAGGGUUGGUGGAAGAAUAAUUUUUUUUCCUAACCAUGAAAACAAUGUUAUUGCCAUUAUCAAUAGUAAAUUGACUCCUUCUCAAGCAAAGCUGUUUCGUGAGACAUGUUUUGGACAUUUUUUGGACAUGAAUCCAAUUGCAAUGCAAACUCAGUUGAUUCACAGUGUUUUGCACAGGGAGGUACACCAGAAAAAUCCUUAUGAAAUGUGGUUCAAAUUUGGUUCUCAAAAUUUCAGGUUUAGUUUGGCUGAGUUUGCUGUUGUGACUGGUUUAUUAUGUGUUGGUGAUUCUGAUAUGAGUGGUUAUGCAAAGAAGGAGAUUGCAUUUGUGGAUAAGUAUUUUAGUGAUCAACAAGUAACAGUCAGUGCUGUGGAGGAGAGGUUUAGGUAUAGUGAUUUUAAGUUGGACGAAUACGCUGUUAAGAUGGCGGUGUUGUAUUUCGUUUCUAAUUACUUGUUCACAAGCCCUAAUUCCAAGAAGGUUCCUAAUGAAAUACUCAAUAUUGUUGGGAUUGGUGAUUAUGAGAGUUUUCCUUGGGGAAAAUUAGUUUUUAAGAAAACUUUACACAACUUGAGGAUUGGUUUGAGGGGUGUACCAAAGAAAAAAACAGGGAAAGAUAUUGGUUCCAAGCAUAUUGAUAAGCGUAAAGGGAAAGCAAAGGCUGCUGAUAAAGAAUCUUCGAGGACUUACAAGUUGCCUUGUUUUCCUUAUGCAUUUCUUGUUUGGAUUUACGAAACUAUUCCUCUUUGUCAGAAGGCUGGUUUUUGUGAAUAUGAUAGUGAUCCAGAAUAUAGGAUUUGUAGAUGGUUGAAUGUGGGUCUUCCUAAUAAUAGUGCUGUUGAGAGGAAAGUUUUUUCAUCUCCUAAGGUACAUUUUUAUUUAUUUUUUUGAUAUUAUGUAGUUUACAUUUUUUUU